Zonotrichia albicollis (white-throated sparrow) is the source of this 7277-nucleotide messenger RNA. The record is from RefSeq and is a predicted model, not a curated record. NCBI's taxonomy places the organism in Eukaryota, Metazoa, Chordata, Aves, Passeriformes, Passerellidae.
CAGAGGCAGUUUGGUUUUGCUUUAUUGAUUCAGCAGAAACCAUUGAAUCCCCUGCUCUUGACCUCUGCCAAAUGUAGCCCAGAGAAUUUCACCAGUGGAUUACUGCAUGGUGCUCAAUAACAUCUUGUUGAACUGGGGCACAGCUUUUAGGAAGACAUCUGUUCCUGACUGGAUCCAUAGGACCAAUUGUUGGAAUCCGGGACUACAUAAACACCAAAUAUUAUUGAAAUAUACAUGAGAAUCUGUCACAGGAUGGAAAUAUUUUUGCAGAGUCCUGAGUGGCUUGGGUGAAUGGAAGGAAUAAGGGGCCCUUUGGAUUCUGCUACUUAUUGUUGAUGUAAGAAGCAUGGUGAAAGCAGUGAUCAAAGCCACUGCACAAACCAAGACAUCACAAGCAUAGCUUGCAAGUGUCUUUACUGACUGAGAAGCUAAAAUUAUUUUCUGCCUAUGAAAGUUGGAAAAUGUUCAGAAACCACUAUCAGGGGGGCAAGUUUGUUGAAAUAUUCAGUGCUCAAGGCAACAACCCAGGAGCAAAAUGGAAGAUUUUUGGCAACCCAUCAGCUAUAUCAAAAGAAUACGACAAAGAACUAAAAGGCUUUGUUUUUGUACUUGAAGGAAACAGUCUAAUCAACAAAAUGAAGCUACCAAGGGAAACCAAACAAACUUUGGGACUGGUGCAGCAAUAUCUGACACUUCAGAUUUUUGUGCCAUUGGGAAAAGACUUCGCCACUGAGUUACUGAUAACUGAUUUUGACAAUAUUAAAAGAAGAUUGUAUUUGUCAACGGUGCACAAGGAGUUGUCUGUAACCCCUCUGCAUGCCAAAAUUCCUCUGUUUAUGAUCAAGCGCAAAAUAUGGUGCAAUAUGUGUAUUGACUUGGUAACAUUUACCUAUGAAAUAUUCAGAGGAGCUCUCUUCCAGUCCUUGGAUGGAAUUACUAUUUCAGCCAACUGUAAGCUAAGAAAGGUCUUCACUUUAAAAUUCAAGCCUCCAGUUACAGCUGAGGAAGAUGGUACAUCCAUUGUUACACCUGGGCCAUAUGAGGUCUCAGAUGAUAUUCCUCCAACCUGCCAGCUCAAUUCUGAUGUCCCACAAGUUACACAACUGCUGGAUCUAAAUGAAAUUCACAAGCCAAAAACAAAAUGCAGGGAAAAGGCAUUGCAAGAAACAGGUAUUCUGGGUAAUAGAGGCCAAGGCAACACAUGCAAUGGUAAAACUCAGGAUGUAUCACAUAUUGCAUUUGGGUCAAAGAUCCUUGGGCCACCUCCAUCUUCAAACAGAAGAACCGAUGCAAAGGUACCUGGCAAGGUAACAAAGACCUUGGGUAGCAAAACAUCGUGCCAACUUCAAAAUUCAGGAACACCAACUGAAACCAUACCAGAAAAUGAGAGGUUGGAGUCACCACUGUGGCCAUGCAAUGAUACUUUAGAUCAAGGAGGCAAAAGAAGUACUCUCCAAACACCUGCAAAUGAAUAUCAAAACAACCCUGAAAUUCAGACUCUGACAACACCUGUAAGUGGAGAAGCAGAUUUUCAGCUCACCUCACCACAAGUACCAUCGCCAGACAAGGACAGUCAUAUAAGAUUAUCUCCAAAAAAUGCAGCCAAAGCCACAUGGGAGAUAACCAAUGAUACAUGGGUGUUUCCAGAGAGGUUCACUGAGAGCAUUCAGUUGGAUAGCAAGGAGCACUUUGAAGCUACUGCAAGUUCAGCCUGCUGUGAUUUGCACUUGGAAGCUACUGCAAGUUCAGCCUGCUGUGAUUUAGAUUUACCCUCAGCCCAGAAUGCCUCUGUUGAACCUCCCGGCAGGGAAACAGCUGAUCACCAAAGGAGUAAGAAAGAGGUUUUCACAUUUUCAUCCAGACCUCGAUCACCUCCUUACGGAACAUCUCCCAACAUAUCCCCAGAAAGUUCCAUUUCCCCACUGGAGUUGGAGCCCGACGGUAACGGAGAACAGGAGCAAACCAAAACUGAAGAUAGCUUUGAGCAAACCAAAACUGAAGAUAGAUUUGAAGGAGCUGACAGCAGCGAGGAGGGUGACAACAGUGAACUCAUCCAGAGUGCUGAGAACAUUGAGAACAGCCACAGCAGACAAGGAACACCUGAUUCAGCAGUUUUUAAAGAGAUGCCAUUAAAUAAGAUGUCACAGGGAAAUGAAUACUGGAAGAAUAAGGAACACAGCAAAUAUAACUUCGAAGAGGCCGUCUUAUCAAAACCACAGAGUUCCACCAUGACAAAAACAGAAUCUAUUAGCUUUCAGAGAAGUUUAAAGCCUAUCCUUUCUCUUUCUCCAAUUCAAAGUAAAUCCAAAUCCUUUAGAGUAAUUAGAAAUGUAUCUGAAGAAACUGAAAGAUAUGAAGGUUUUUCAGAUCAAUUCGAAAGAUCUGUCAGUAAAACAUCUCUCAAGAAAGUUUCAAAUGGAAAUUCAUGUCUGACAGCACAGACUUUUGAGUAUGACAGGAAAAAGUACCAGUCAAAUAGACUGAGUUCAUCUGAACUACAGAUGCUGGCCAGCACGAAGAGACAACAAAAUGAAGAAUUAUGGGAUGCUGGGAUUUCCCAUGGGCUGGGUGCCACACUGAUCAAUUGCUGCAAUGUCACCCUAAGUAUGAGCAGUGAUGAUGAUACAGCAACCUGGAACUCUGGUUUCUCACCACCUGUCAGUCAGCAGCAUCACUAUCAGAAAGAAAUGAGCCCACUUUCCCAUUCCAGCCCACGGGACUCGUUAAAUGUGUUCAGUCCCCCUGUCAUUCCUGGAAGCCAACAACUAGAAGAGAACACUAAAUCUUCAACAAAACAGACCUCAAGAUACUCAAAAAACCCCGCUGUACUGAAGGGAUCAUUUCUCCAAGAAACAGGAGAGAACAACAAAGCCAUUCCAUGACCUUCCCUCCCCAAACAGGACAGUUUGGAUUUUUUCUGAGCUACUGGACUCCCCUCUCUAUGAAGCAGCAGAGAAGCUGCAGUGCUGUGUGAUAAAGGCCUGUCAGAUUGGAUCGUCCCCAUCAAACAUCAGAAUCUGGGUAUUUUCCUAGGUACCAAAAAAACCCAAUGGACCAUGGUAACUAGAUGGUUUGGAGUAUCAUUUUUGAAAGAGGUGCUAGAUAAAUUGUGUCCUGUGAUAUAUCUUGAGGACCUUGGGAAAAACUUUUUUUCCUUAUUCAUUUCAGUUGAGGUCAGUAAUUUGUGUGGUUCAUUACUGACAGUUAUAUACCAGAUGUGAACAACAAACUGAAUGCUCAAAUCCAUUCCAGGAAAUUCUGCUGUUCUGCUCAGCCUCACCUUUUUUUUAUUUUUUAUUUUUUAAUACCACAUUAGAUAAUUACUUAAUUCUCAUGUUGGGAAGUGUCCCAAGAUUAUUUACUCUGUGCAGUUUUCCAGUGUUCCAAGUGUCACAAGAUAACAAAACCAUAUAAAGAACCCUGAAAAUCUGCAAUGAGUCAUACUCUAUUCCAGAUAGGAAUUUUAUCUAAAAAUAUCCUUAAGUAAAAAUAGUAUAGCAUUAGUAAAUUUAUAAAGAUUGGUCAAUUUUUAUAUUUUAAAGAAAUCUUUAAGUUGAGGCUUAACUUUGGAGGAAAAAGUGAUUCCUUUCUAAGAAAGGAUUUCACUCUGUAGUUCCUUUCUUAACAUUUGCACCAUCCAUUAGUUAAAUGGUGAGAUGCAAUGAGUAGUCUUCUAUUCAACAGGUUUCCCAAUACUAUAAGGGGAAAAAUUAGACUCCUAAGUAUGAUAAAUUUCCAUAGAUUUUUCCAUUAUUGGGCACUGAUGUUUCUGGGGUAUAUACAGUUCUGUUUAUCUUGACAAAACAAGAAAAUCUCUAAAUAAAGUGACAGUGAUAAAGCUAUAAGUGUUCUGGAACUUACUUUAUGGUAUCUUGGCCUUAAGACCAAGGGAUAAGGUUAUAAAAACUCCAGGAACCUCAAAGUCUUCUUUUUUGGGCCACAGCUGCUGGCAGUAUUCAUGUGGUAACCCUGCAGUACAUAAUCACAGGAUAGACUGGAGCACUGUAGUUCAAGGAUCACCUUGGAGAAAAUCUCAGCAGUGUUCUUUCCACCAGACCAUCUGCUGACAGCUGACCCAGUGCGUGGGACUUCCAUCAGAGUCAGAACAUGAUCCAUGUCUCUUAAAGUGAGAUUUGCUACAAGGUGUUUUCUAAUGUUAAAACCUAAAAUAAAAUAAAAAUAUAUUUCUGUGAAAAGGGAAAUUAUUUAUUUUAGUUCUCCAUAGUGGUGACUAUGUAAACACUGUUGACAUAAUCCACAUGACAACACAGUUAUUUGUACAUUCAUUUCUGAGUUUAGAAAAAGCUGCUACAUGCCUGCCUGUUCUUUGUUGUCUGGGUUUAGACAUCUUGAUCAAGUCUUCUUCCAGAAAAACAAUGCCCCCCUUGAUUUCAAUGGGACACCAUUUAAUUUCAUAUAACAGAUAUUUGCAGGUACUAGCUGCCUUCAGUCUUCCUUCAGCUCAACAAAAAACUACUCAUCCCUCUGUAAUGUAUAUCAAAGACCUCAGUUUUCAUUUAAAAUCAAAUUAUUUUCUCACCUCAAAUACCAUUUAAUUUUUUAGUGAUUUAAGAACAAAAGCUUUGAUCUUGCUUUCACCAUGAGAUGCAAAUUAAACUGCAAAGAGUUUUUUUUCAUGCAAUUCUGAGUAGCUUCAACCCCAGAAGUGUGGGUGGUGGCGAGAUGAACAACGAUGGAAAUUUUCUUUGAAAGUGAUCUGCUGACCAGUUAAUUUGGCCACAAACACUUCUGUCCUGUCUGUGGUCAGGCUGCCCAGAAUGUACCCUUUGAAACAAGAAAGACAACUUCUAACACAACCACUACAUACUGCUGGAGUCUUUUAGAAGAACAUCAUUUAAUUUAAGUAGUACUUCUAUUCAGGAAGAAGAGCAGCAAGGAGGUUUUCGUAUGUCUGCUAAGAAUUGGAUAGUCCAUCCUGCCAUUGGAAAUUUGUUGCAACAUCUAGAAAUGCCUUGUAAUGUAUUUGGGGGUCUUGUGAGCUGCUAAAGGAAUUAAACCUGACUUUAAAAACAAGACAGGUCUAGAAAACUAAGUUCUCUUUCUGGUCACAUGAAAAUACAUGCAGGGAAUUGUUGAUAUAAAGGUAUAAAUCCAGCUAGUCCUGGAUGCAAUAUAAUUUUGAUUUGGUAUGAAUUCAAGGCACAUGGGGAAAGAGGUAGCUUUCCUCUGUGUGAUGGGGCUGUGAUGGGGCUGAAGAAUUUCUCAUUCCUAACUCAAACCAGGGAAUGUAUUGAGUGGCCAGUUUCAAGCUAAAGAGGGUGAGACAUUUAAGCUUAGAGGAGAAAAGAGAAUCAUUUCAAAGUGAAGCAUAGGCACUGGAAAGCAAAAUAAUAAAAGGAAAAUGCAGUGGAAAUAACAGCAGGGUUUCAGGUGAAAUUGUGAGGCUGUGUGAGGGAGUGAGGCAUGAACACCAUUUGCUUGUGCCCUGUGAUCUGAAAUGGACAAAAAGACGUUCAGUUCUUCCCCCCUUCUUUCUGCACUGCAUCACUUUGCCCAAGAGCUGUCCAAACAAAAUACCCCACUUGACCUCAUUUAGUUCCCAGGCCUGAUGAAGCACCCACAGCAGGAGGGAAACAAUUUGGCUUUGCGUUCUUAUCUUUGGUUGGGGUGAAGAACAGUUUCUUUCUGAUGGUAUUUGUUACAUGCUACUGAGGAAACAAAACUGAAAUCUCUUCUGAAGGGAUGAAGUGCACACUUCUGUAUGCAUCAAAUGCUCCAGGUUACUUUCUGGUCUCCAGAUAAUGUUCUCUAUUUAUUGCUGUGUGAUCCUGGCUGAAAAUAGGAUCUGAGAGUGGUGAAACCAUUGCUGUUUGCAUAACAGGCCAUUACUUGUCAUGGAGCUUUGGGGUGUGCAAAGCACUCAAUAUUAGCAGGCUGAGGAUGGGAUGAACAUUUAUGGUGAAAUUCAAGGUACAGAUUGCAUUCAGCUGUGAAUUAUCUCCUAUCAAAAAGCUGUAGAUCAUAUGACUUAAAUUUAGCUUAUAUGAAAGACACACAGGUUCAGAAAAGAAGCUAUAAUAUAGAAAGCAUCUGUAAGAAAAACCUCUAGGGCUUUAUCAGUGUAUUCUAGACUAAAGAUUCAUUUCUGUUACCUGAAAGUUUUCUUGCAUUUUAUAUAACUACAGAUAAGUUAGAUUUAAAAUUUUUAUUAUCUGGAAGAAUCUUUUUUUCUCUCUGAUAUUGAAAGUACUUCUGAACAGAUUUACCUGUCCUGGAUAUUCAGGUGACAUUUUGGAUACCAGACAUCCAAAUUCUUUCAUUCUUAAAAGCCUUAACUAUGCACUGACUGUCUUUGUUCAUGCUAAAAGAUUAUUAAGAAGGUUAUUGAGGAAAAUACCAGUUAAGAAUACUUUUAUCCACUAUUAGUAAAGGUACUUUUGGUGAACUGCUCCAUUGAACUUUGAAAAGUCCAGUUGUUAAGCAAACUCCAGCUGACCUCAUUCCACCUCAAGUUAAGUACAAGUCUUCAGAAAUAUAAUAAAAAUGUGAAUUGCUGUUAUCUUGAAGGCAACAAUUCAGAAGUCAGAAGAUUAUACAUUUGAAAGAAAAAAUGUCACAUCUGACAGAAAGAUAUUUCCAUGUUAUUGUUGGAGGGAAUAAGAGUGAUUUAUUCUUACUUUCUCCACUUCACACAGGUGAAGAUUACCCCAGUGCUGAAGAAGAUGAGCAAGUUUUGACUCUUUUGUAUGAUCCAUUUCUGAACUGUUACUUUGACCUGAAUUCUGGGAAAUGCUAUGAAUUGGCAUAGUCAGAACAUCAGAGGGUAUUAUUUUGUAUUCAUAGUAUCUUCUAACUUCUUGCAAAAUCUGACUGAGCCAUAUAAUUUAUUAUAUAACUUGAAACUUAAAUUAAACAAUAGUUUUGCAAGCAAAUUAAUAUAUUUGGCAAGCAGUGUCUUAUUUUUAUAGCUUUGUAUUAAACCAUAAUGCAGUGGAAGAUCACAUAGCAUAAAAGUUCUUUGUGUCUAAGACAGUUAUUUGCUAGUCUAAUUUAUUUCCAAUAUUCACAGCUUCCAUAUGAAAACAAAUGAAGCUGAAUCAAGAAGGUUGGUGGUGUUUAUGUGUAAAUCAUUGUUUUACUCAAAUUAAAAAAAAAUUCCUUGUUUGCUGUGUAUUUUGUGAGGUGCUGAGGGUAUCAGCUGUAACAGCACAGGGCUGAGGAGUGGGGAGGGGUUGGUCCAACACUCCAAAAGUGAAUUCUUGUGCCAGGUAAGGCAGGGAGGUGUUUGUGAUUCCUGUGGGAAGCUGGGCUGGGAC